AUCGUGCAGCCCGCUCUGGGGGUGGAGUCGGGAUUUGGACCAAGCAGUGAGUCCAGAGCCCGCAAGGUCAGCGACGCGGCUCUGCCUCUUUCUCCGAGCCGCCGCGGGAGGGGGUCGGGGCGCCCCCUCGGACGCGCGACAGGAACCCGGUUAGCGCCAAGAGCCGCGACCCUCACCGCUGCCGGGCCCCGGCGCCUCCGCGCAGCCGCCCAGGGCGGGCGUCCCGGCAUACCCGCCCCACACCGGGCCAGCGCGCAGACGUUCCGCUGCGCCCUGCGCAGCCGGAAGUAGCCGGGCCCUAAGCUGGAGGGGCGACCCGGCGGAGCGGAAGUCACUCCGUGAGGCAGUGGCGACGGCGGCUGUGAGAGGAUGAACAACAAGUUCGACGCAUUGAAAGAUGAUGACAGUGGGGACCAUGAUCAGAAUGAAGAAAACAGCACACAGAAAGAUGGUGAGAAGGAAAAAAUGGAACGAGACAAGAGUCAGGGCAGCAGUAAGAGGAAGGCUGUUGUUCCUGGACCAGCAGAACAUCCCCUGCAGUACAACUACACCUUCUGGUACUCCAGGAGAACCCCUGGCCGUCCCACCAGCUCACAGAGCUAUGAACAGAAUAUCAAACAGAUUGGCACCUUUGCCUCUGUGGAGCAGUUCUGGAGGUUUUAUAGCCACAUGGUACGUCCCGGGGACCUGACAGGCCACAGUGACUUCCAUCUCUUCAAAGAAGGAAUUAAACCCAUGUGGGAGGAUGAUGCAAAUAAAAAUGGUGGCAAAUGGAUUAUUCGGCUGCGGAAGGGCUUGGCAUCCCGUUGCUGGGAGAAUCUUAUCCUGGCCAUGUUGGGGGAACAGUUCAUGGUUGGGGAGGAGAUCUGUGGGGCUGUGGUCUCUGUCCGGUUUCAGGAGGACAUUAUUUCAAUAUGGAAUAAGACUGCCAGUGACCAAGCAACCACAGCCCGAAUCCGGGAUACGCUUCGGCGAGUGCUUAACCUACCUCCCAACACCAUUAUGGAGUACAAAACCCACACCGACAGCAUCAAGGCCUGGGAGGAGUUUCAUGGCCUGGUGAACAGCAGCGGCCGCUGAUCGGACGCUCCCCUCUGUCUCUCACACUCAGGGGACAAUUCAAGCUUUCGAAAUACAAAAAUCACAUUGUGAAAGUACACAAGCUGGCAAUAAUCCUUUUCUGUAUGUGUAUGUUUGUCCGAAAUGGAUGGGAGGUCUCCAGCUGGUCCUUCCAUCUGCUCACUGAAGGGACGUCCCUGAGCCGUGCGCUCCCCUUUUGCACUCAUUCCUGGAGGACGGAUUCCGCUAGACACCCUCCAGCAUCGCUGACUUUAUAAAGCGGAAAACAGAAAACGUGACUUUGUAAUAGACAAACUUUUUUUUAAAUGGGGUUCUGUGGGUGGGGGGGGAGUUCAGCCUUUCGUUUUGCUGUGUGCUGUCCAGAUGCCUGUCGGGCGUUCUGUUUUGUUCUUCUCUGCUGUACGAAGGGCAUCGUGACCACGUGUACAAGCCAGAGCUGUCAACUGAGAGUUAUCAGUAUUAUGAAUGUCUGUGCAUCCAGGAAAAGCUUUUUGUUGGAGAGUCCCGGAAUAGCUAUAAAUGCUCUCUUCUAGCUCUGCCAUUAAAUUAUUGGGACCUUUUGUUUAUUUCUCUCCCCUCUUCCCCCAAGCCCACCAUUUUUCUGAAAAUGUGUUACUGAUUUUGUAUAGUCUCCUGCCUUAUGCCCUCCAGUCCUCCCUCCUGUGGGACUCUUUCUUCUUAGGCACUGCUGCACUUAGAAUUUUAAUCCAGUGGGCCACACUGGUUUCACUGAGGCGGCUCAGAAGGUAUGCCUUGGUAAAUUAAACUGGAGCAGAAUCCAGUGCGAUUAGGAGCUAGGUUAUAAUAGCAGUUCCAAGUGCAGGAUUUGGAGCUGAGGGCAAUGUCUGAAACCAGACAAGCAGGGCCUGUGUGGUUCUUGCGUGACCCUCGUUGAGGAAGGGAAGCAAAAGCUUGAUUGUCACCCAGUAUUAAUACUUAAUGUGGUAAAUUCUAUGAUCCUGAAACUGGGGCAUCUGAUGAAAAGGUGAUCGUGACGGGUGGCUUUCUUUGCAUGGCUGUGCCUGUCUGCAGUGGUUGAGGAAACCUGCUUUCAGUCCUUAUCACCUGGUAGAUAUGGUAGUAAACCUGUGCUGAUCUAAUACCUGGACAGAAACCUCUUGUAGGCCACUGCAAACAUGCUGGAAAUGACCGGUCAUGCAUCAGAGAAGCCGGGUGACCUGACUCCAGAGAAGCUGAAGUCAGAGAGGUCAAAAGAGCACCUAGGAUUGAAAUAAGUGCUGAGUACGAGUCCUACAGCAACCUCCAAGGAGCACUGUCUUACUUGGCUCUUGUGAGCAGAGAUCGCAGUACCUUAAAUUAAGGCCUCUCCUAAAACCUAUCUUCGCAGGCCAGGGCCUUAGCCACCUGGUCUCAGAGAAAUCAUAUGAGAGUAACAGGCAUUUCCUUGUUGUAUUUAUAUUACUCUCUUCCUACUUUCCAACUCCUGAACACCUUCUAAUUACCACUGUCUUGGGAUGCUUUUUCCCCAAAAGAACAGGAGUACAGGAGCCAAAAGGGAGGUGCUUCCAUUAUAGGUGAAGUUAGAUCGGAGGAGAAGAUCUAGCAGUGAUUUAAACUCCAGGGGUAUGAAGAAUGAAUUGUAGUGCCCAGACAAUAGUGAAGGGCUCAGGCAAAUAUAGGAGCAACAUUGGCUAAAAUGGGGAGCAAAGGCUGCCUCGUGAGUAUUUGUCUAGACCCCGGGAAGGGCUUCACUUUUGCCUACACUCAAGAUUUGCCAUGAGAAUUCCAAAGAGAGCAGAUGUUUGGAUUUGCCCUCCUUGGGGCAUCUGCCUGACUAUUACGUGUGUGCGAGCGGGUGCGUGUGUGUAUAAUGUGUUCAAGAGGGAGGGUUCUGUCAGGCUGAGUGCUUAGGUGUAUUGUCCAUAUUCAUAUUUUCACGCUUUUUUGGUCUCAUUCAGAUUUUUUAAUCUCCUGUGUUUUCUAGAGCUGCUCAUGUUUCUCUUCCUCCUUGUCAUUGCAGUAUUUGAAAGUUUUUUUUUUACCAUCUAGAGAUGCUGACCCAGUGCUGGUUAGAGCGAGAGUUAUUUCUCUUAGGCAGUGUCUCACCCCCAGAACUCUCCCAGAUACUCCUCCGCCCAGCAGCUUUAAGUGGGAGGUUGAAGUGGCAGUUUAGUCAAACCGCCCAUUUUCCAAACUAGCUUGAGAGGUCCUUUCAUUUCUUUUUGACUCCCUGGGCCUCUGCUACGCCGCAGUGUGGCAUAGCAGUGGCAAUGGUAUCACCUGCUCUGGGGACAAAGGGGUGAAAGGUACAUCCAGGCCAACCUCACAAACAUGGAGGUUGCUGCCAGGAGACGGGGAGUCACCUUCCACUUUGCACAGGCGGGCUGUUUCCCCAUGACCCUUCUGCUGGGUUUUCCACUUGAAAUUGGCCCCUCCCCCUCUCCAGUGCUCUUCUCAUUUUGUCUUCUAUUCGUGUGUGGGUUUUUUUCCUGUGACCUUGGCAGUGGCAAUAAUUUUCCACCUCGAGAGAAGCUUGUGGUCCACGAUGCUCCAAGAAUGAACUUCCAAGAAUUUGCCAGUGGAGGAGCAGAGGCUGUGACAAAGUGAUUUAGUGUUGCACUUUCAGAGGAAUUGUCUACUGCAGUAAUAAAUGGAAAAUAUCCGCAAGAA
Messenger RNA from Ailuropoda melanoleuca (giant panda), 3711 nucleotides. RefSeq names its product eukaryotic translation initiation factor 4E family member 2 (gene EIF4E2). The record is from RefSeq and is a predicted model, not a curated record. Bases 370 to 1080 code for a protein of 236 amino acids. The transcript is spliced from 8 exons. Gene Ontology annotation, cellular component: cytoplasm; eukaryotic translation initiation factor 4F complex. Gene Ontology annotation, biological process: translational initiation. Gene Ontology annotation, molecular function: RNA 7-methylguanosine cap binding; translation initiation factor activity. NCBI's taxonomy places the organism in Eukaryota, Metazoa, Chordata, Mammalia, Carnivora, Ursidae.